This is a messenger RNA of Prosopis cineraria, 905 nucleotides long. RefSeq lists its product as uncharacterized. The transcript has 3 exons. Bases 287 to 661 code for a protein of 124 amino acids. NCBI's taxonomy places the organism in Eukaryota, Viridiplantae, Streptophyta, Magnoliopsida, Fabales, Fabaceae. The record is from RefSeq and is a predicted model, not a curated record.
AUAUCGCCAUGUGAUACUUCAUUUUUGCUUGCUCGUUCUUGUGCCCCCUUCUUUUCCUCCAUUACAGAAUCGAUAAGCUUCCUUUCUAGCUCUUAGACGCUUGGAGCAACCUAGUCGCUAGAUGCCUCUCUUUUGGUCAACGUUGGCUGCAAUCUCGCCAUUCCUCUUCCAUCGAGCAAUUCUCAUCACUGUUUGCUGCAAUCCAGUAGUUCAAGUUCUACUUUGUGUUCGAUGGAAAAGGGUUCAGAGAGUUUAUCACGGGAUGAAUUGAUGGGGUUUAUAGUUGAUGACUCUUUUGAUGGGGAAAAAAGUUUUCUACCGUUUGACCUCUCCAAAGAGGCUUUUAAGUUUCUCAAUGGGUCAUGAUACUAAGAACAGCGCUGAUAAUCAAAUUCAACUUUGGGCACCUUCUUUGGGAGAGAUGGUGCGUUUUUCUCUUGAGAAAACAACGUCCUACGUUAGCAACAUAUAUGCAUCAUCUAGCCAUAUGGAAGAGGUACACAAACAGCUAAACGAUGAACUGGAGUGCCUAAAUACUCUAAAAAGUGACUGUGACGGCCAAGUAUUAGCAGCUUGGAAUAAGCGUACAACUAAUGAGUACAACUUGUGGACGAAGAAAGUGGAAGAACUGAACGAUCAAGUGGCUGACCUGAACAAGUAAUAUGACAGGUUAGAUACCGUGGAGAAAUGGCGUUAUUGGAAGCGAUCUAGUCUCAGUGCAAAUAUGGAAAUAAAGUUUAAGGUAGUUCGAAGGCUUAUAAAACGACGCCCACAAAAUUUUCUAGUUGACAGUACUGAUGACCAUGAUCCAUCUUAUUAUAUUUAAUACUCUUUUUAAUAUUUGAUCAUAAAUCAAUUGCGUGAACUUUUGUUCUAGUAAUAAAAUAUGAAAGGAUCAAUGGAUA